UCCCUCGCUUUUAUCUUCACUCUUUAGGGUUUUCAAAACCUCUAAAUCACUGCAAUCACGCUUCAUUUCAUCCGAUCAAAGAUUAUGGCGGUAAAUCUUACCUCCGGCGCAAUAUCGAUUCUCACGGCUGGGGAAUCGAAGGAUCUGAAACCGGUGCUUCAGGUGACGGAUAUUCGGUUGAUUCGGACGCAAAAUCCGACUGGGGGUGGUGGAGAAAACAAUGGGGAUAGAUACAGGGUACAGCUAUCUGAUGGUUCUUUUCAUCAGCAAGGGAUGCUUGCUACUCAGCGCAAUGAGUUAGUCACCUCUCAACAGUUGCAGAAGGGUUCGGUUGUUCAGUUGACUGAGUUUGUUUGUAAUACGAUCCGUGAACGCCCUAUUAUCAUCAUCAUCAAUCUCAAUGUGAUUAUGGAAAAGUGUGAUACCAUUGGUGAUCCAAAGCCAUUCCCUCUAAAACUCCCUGGUGGAGAUACUCCUUCAAUGACAAGACCUUCACCACCUACACAAUCUCCUUCCAAUCAACCACCAACUGUCAAUGGCACCCGAUUUUCCAACCAAGCUCCACCUCCUGGACCUGUUAUUCGCCCACAUUCCAAUACAAGCUUACCUUCUUAUGGUGCUCCACCACCCCCUGCUGCAAACAACCGUAUGCCGCCAGUUCAACCACCACCAAUGUAUGCCAACAGAGGACCCAUGGCUAAAAACGAAGCUCCUCCAAGAAUCAUACCAAUUGCAGCUCUAAAUCCCUAUCAAGGUAGAUGGACAAUUAAAGCCAGAGUAACUUCAAAAGGUGAACUCAGACGUUACAACAACGCAAAAGGAGAUGGAAAAGUUUUCUCCUUUGAUCUUCUUGAUUCUGAUGGAGGAGAAAUCCGAGCCACCUGUUUCAAUACAGUAGCCGACACUUUCUACAACCAAAUUGAAGUAGGAAAAGUUUACUAUCUCUCAAAAGGAACCUUAAAACCUGCUCAAAAAGCCUUCAAUCAUCUCAAAAACGACUUUGAAAUCACCCUCGACCACACCUCGACAGCUCAGCAAUGCUUCGAUGAUGACACCUCAAUUCCACAUCAGCAGUUUCACUUCCGUUUAAUCAGUGAAGUUGAAGAAAUGGAAAACAACACAGUUCUAGAUAUCAUUGGUGUUGUAACCAAUGUCAACCCCAUAUCAUCAAUCACAAGAAAAAACGGAAUGGAAGCUCAAAAAAGAACAAUUUUUUUAAAAGACAUGUCUACAAGAAGCAUUGAGUUGACUUUAUGGGGUGACUUUUGUAACAAAGAAGGUCAAACACUUCAAGAAAUGUCUGAUUCAGGUGAAUUCCCUAUCCUUGCUGUGAAAUCAGCUAGAGCAUGUGAUUUCAAUGGUAAAACAUUAACAAGUAUAGUAUCAAGCCAGCUCAGCAUAAACCCUGAUUUCCCAGAAGCUAAAAAACUCAAAACAUGGUUUGAAAGUGUUGGAAAAAACACCCCAUCUGUAUCCAUGUCACUCAAUUCUCUCUCUAAUUCCACCACACAUCCAGAUUCAUUCAAAACUAUCUCUCAAAUCAAAGAUGAAAAACUCGGGACUUCUGAAAAACCUGAUUACAUAACAAUCAAUGCCACAAUCUGGCAUAUGAAACUUGAAAACUUUUACUACACUGCAUGUCCAUUAAUGGCAGGUGAAAGAAAAUGCAGCAAAAAAGUUGUGGAUAAUGGAGAUGGGAAAUGGAAGUGUUUGAAAUGUGAUAAGGUUGUUGAUGAGUGUGAAUACAGAUAUAUUUUACAACUAGAAAUUCAAGAUCAUACUGGGUCAACAUGGGUGACUGCUUUUCAAGAAAUUGGUGAGGAGAUUAUGGGGUAUUCUGCUAAAGAUUUGCAUGAUAUGAGAUAUGAAGAGCAAGAUAAUGAUAAGUUUACUGAAACUGUUCGUGGUGUUCUUCAUAAUGAGUAUUGUUUUAAGUUGAAAGUGAAGGAAGAGAGUUGGGGUGAUGAACAGCGUGUGAAAUCGAGUGUUGUGAAAGUUGAAAAGAUUAGGUUUUCAUCAAGUACAAAGGUUAGACUUUUGGAGAUUGAAAAGAAUGGGCUUGGUUCUGGUGCUGACCGAACUGCCCCUUCUGGGAUCGGGCAGGGGCAGGGGCAGGGAGGUGUUUUCCCUGCGAAUCAGGUCGGUCAUUGUGGUGGUGUUGGUGGUGGAAUUGGUGUUGCAUAUGGUGGUUAUUAACUUUAAAGAUCUUUAUUGUGAUACUGGCUCCAAUGUAUAACACCGAUUUGCUCAAUUUGGGUUUUUGAAGAUUGGGGUGAAGUUUUAUGUUUAUGACAUAUUUGCCCCUGGAAGCAAAGCAUGGAUCUUUAAGUAGAUGUUUUUUUGUGUCUUUUGUUUUGGUAAAUGUUUUUCUAUUUUACUCCUAGUAGUUUUCUAGUAUGAUAGUUGUUAUUUUAUCCUGUAGAAUUGGUUAUGUUCAGUUGUUUAAUUUUUUUAUUACUAUCUUUAAUUUUGCAUGGAUAUGUAUAUAUAUAUGUUAAGAUUUCUUUUUA
Molecule: messenger RNA, 2510 nt
Organism: Lactuca sativa (garden lettuce)
Lineage: Eukaryota; Viridiplantae; Streptophyta; Magnoliopsida; Asterales; Asteraceae
Product: replication protein A 70 kDa DNA-binding subunit A
Biological process (GO): nucleotide-excision repair; double-strand break repair via homologous recombination; telomere maintenance via telomerase
Cellular component (GO): nucleus; DNA replication factor A complex
Molecular function (GO): single-stranded telomeric DNA binding; damaged DNA binding
Source: RefSeq, a predicted model, not a curated record